AAGAAAAAAAAUAUAUAGAUGUAGUAGAAAAACUAGAUCGCCCCCAAUAAGCGUUUGCUUUUAAUUCUAACACAGGAAGCAACAGAGGCAUCAUCGUCAUCAUCAGCCAAAGCUAAAAGAGUCAAAGCCCAAGGCCCGAGACCCUUCUUCGCCUCCUCAUUCUUCAAUCCCUCUGUCUCUGUCUCUCUCUUUCUCUCUCCAAGAUUUUAUCUUUCUCUCUUCCAAAUCCCAAAUCUCCCUUUGUAUAUGCUCACAAUCUCAGUCUUACUUCCCAUUUUUCUCCCCCAAGUUUCUGCCUUUUUAUUUUGUUUUUUUUUUAAUAUUAUUAUUUUUUUAAUACUUUUCGGCAUAUUUGCGGUCAAAACCCUAAGCCCCACUUUCUGCUCAAUUCCCAAUCUGGAGCUUCACGGUAGCUCGCGUGUCACCUCCGAACCUCGGAAUCAGGAUUUGUUUAAAACCCUAGCUUUGGUUCGUGCUUCAAUUCGUGAUUUAGACAGGCUUGACAUGGAAACCCUGCUUCUUAAAUGCAGCCUAGUUUUUCCUGCUUCUUGUAGCAGUUCAAUGCUGGGGGCAGUAUGCUGAUGAUAGUUGGAAGAAAUGCAAAGGUAUCAUGCUGCUGGCUGCACUGGUGCAGUUAAUAAUAGUGCAAUUGGUGGGGCAUCAGCUAGGGAUACUGGCCGAGCAGAUUCAGCUUCACUGCCUGCUAACUUCUCAUUGAAUUCUAGGCGGCCAUCUCCUUUAACACCUUACAAAUUGAAGUGUGACAAAGAAUCUUUGAAUUCACGACUUGGGCCACCCGACUUUCACCCGCAAACUCCAAAUUGUCCAGAAGAGACUCUCACCAAAGAAUAUGUGCAAUCAGGAUACAGGGAGACUGUUGAAGGCCUUGAUGAAGCUAGAGAGAUAUCACUUACUCAGGCUCCAUCGUUUACCAAGCCAGUUGUUUUCAAGUGCAAAGAGGCUAUCAGAAAAUGUCUCAGGGCUAUAAAUGAAUCUCGUGCUCAGAAGCGAAAGGCGGGUCAAGUUUAUGGUGUUCCUCUGGCUGGUUCACUAUUAACUAAGCCAGGGGUUUUUCCUGAACAAAGGCCUUGUGGUGAAGACUUUCGCAAGAAAUGGAUUGAGGGUUUAUCACAACAGCACAAGCGGUUGCGUUCCCUGGCUGAUCUUGUUCCUCAUGGGUAUAGAAAGAAAGCUCUUUUUGAAGUUCUUGUAAGGAAUAAUGUUCCAUUGCUUAGAGCAACCUGGUUUAUCAAAGUAACUUACCUUAAUCAGGUUCGACCUAGUUCUGCUGGUGUUACUUCUGGGGCAUCUGAUAAAAGUCAGUUGUCUCGCACAGAGUUGUGGACAAAAGAUGUUAUUGAUUACUUGCAGUACCUCCUGGAUGAAUUUUUCUCGAGAAAUAAUUUCCAGUCUACUUCACACAGCAGAGAUCGAUCUCCCCAAAUGUUUUAUGCUGGCUCUGUGCAACAAAGAGGUGAUCCCAACUCAGCAGGACUUGAUGGCGAGGAACCGUCUCUACAUUUUAAGUGGUGGUAUGUGGUGCGGCUUUUGCAAUGGCAUCAUGCUGAAGGGCUGCUCCUUCCUUCUCUCAUCAUUGAUUGGGUUCUCAUUCAACUGCAGGAAAAAGAAUUGCUUGAGGUUGUGCAGUUGCUAUUGCCUAUCAUAUAUGGUGUUUUAGAAACAGUUGUUCUAUCUCAAACUUAUGUGCGUAAUCUUGUGGGAAUAGCUGUUCGUUUCAUACGAGAACCAUCACCAGGGGGAUCGGACCUUGUAGAUAACUCCCGUAGGGCAUAUACAACCGCUGCUCUGGUUGAGAUGCUUCGAUAUUUAAUACUGGCUGUACCUGAUACCUUUGUAGGUUUAGAUUGCUUUCCUUUACCAUCCUCUGUAAUUUCUCAUGUAGUAACUGAUGGGAGUUUGUCAAAGUCAUCUGAAGAUGUGAGAAAAUUUAAAAAUGGUUCAUUGGAAGUUGCAUCUCUGUUCCGAAGUAAAGGUCUUGAUGCUCAAUAUCAAUCCUUGGCCUUUGAUCACGUUGUUUCAUCAAUUCAGAAACGCACUGAUAAUCUUGCAAAGGCUGCAAGCCCAGGCUAUCCAGGUUAUAGUGUGGCUAAAGCUGUACAGGCUUUGGAUAAAUCUCUUGUGCAUGGAGAUGUUAGAGGGGCUUAUAAAUUUCUCUUUGAAGAUUUAUGUGAAGGAACUGUUAAUGAUCGCUGGAUUAGAGAAGUCAGCCCAUGCUUAAGAUCAUCAUUGAAGUGGAUUGGGACUGUGAGUUUGUCGUUUAUUUGCUCUGUAUUUUUUCUUUGUGAGUGGGCAACAUGUGAUUAUAGGGAUUUUCGAACUGUGCCCCCUCAAGAGCAGAAAUUCACUGGAAGAAAAGAUUUUUCUCAGGUAUAUGUUGCAAUUCGGAUUUUGAAGUUGAAAUUAAGAGAUUUGCAAAGUUCACCUCGGUGCAAGAGUGAGACUCCUGUUGGAGUUAAUGUUGCAAAAGGGUCCGGUCAGCAGAAUAGUUUUUCUACCAGGAAUUCCAUGGGAAAUUUCUAUGAUUCAAAAAGUAAUGCAAAAAAUGUGGAUCAACGAAGUCUAAAGUCGCCAAACGUAUUUGAGAGUCCUGGUCCUUUACAUGAUAUUCUAGUGUGUUGGAUUGAUCAGCAUGAAGCAUGCAAACGAGAAGGCUUCAAACGCCUUCAGCUACUCAUAGUGGAACUUAUUCGUGCUGGGAUUUUUUACCCCCAGGCUUAUGUAAGGCAGCUAAUAGUUAGUGGAAUAAUGGAAAUAAAUGGGCCAGCAGUUGAGGCAGAUAGACAAAGGAGGCACUACCGAAUCUUGAAGCAAUUGCCUGGGCUCUGUAUGCGUGAUGCAUUGGAAGAAGCAGGUAUUGCUGAAGGACCACAACUUUUGGAGGCCAUGCAUAUUUAUUGUAAUGAGCGCCGGCUAGUUCUUAGAGGGCUUCUUUGCAGUUUAAAUAAAAAUAUGAAUAAUACAAGUAUAUCAGGUCAGAAGCGAAAGCUUUACCCGACCACUGGAAAGGCUGGUGCUUCCCCAGCUACAGUUGAUCAGUGGAAAUCUUUAUCAUCAUCAUCUGACUUGUUGCCUGGUAAGAAUGUUAAAAGUGAUGCCGAUGUUGAGGAACUAAAGGAAGCAAUCUCUGUAUUCUUGCAGCUUCCAAAAAGUUCAUCCACAUCCACAGAUUCAGGAUUGGAUGAAUUCCAAGGAAGUAAUAAGAAGCCUCCUGUAUCAUUCUUUAACAAGAUGGAUAUGGGAGAAGGCACACCAGGGUGUGAUGAAUGUAGAAAAACAAAGAGACAAAAAUUGGGUGAAGAAAGAAGCUCAUGCCUUCAGGGACAUUCUCCAAUUGUGUCAGAGGAGGAGGAUACAUGGUGGGUGAAGAAGGGGCCUAAAUCUUCAGAGUCUUUGAAGGUUGAGCCGCCACUUAAGUCAACUAAACAGGCCCCUAGGAAUAGGACAAAAGGGGUGCGCAAAACUCAAAGUCUUUCGCAAUUAGCAGCUUCUAGGAUUGAGGGUAGCCAGGGUGCAUCUACCAGUCAUGUUUGCGAUAAUAAGGUAAGCUGCCCUCAUCACAGAACUGGAGUGGAAGGAGAAACUUCCAAGUCAGUUGAAGGAAUCAAAGCCAACCAUAAUGUAGAUAUUGUAUCAAUCGGGAAAGCGUUGAAGAGGUUGCGCUUUGUAGAGAAAAGGACUGUUACAGUGUGGCUGAUGACUGUCAUUAGGCAGCUUGUUGAGGAGACUGGAAAAGCAAUACCUAAGGUUGGCCAGUUUGGUAGAACUUUCACUCCUGUUGAUGAUAGGAGUAUUGUGCGCUGGAAGCUUGGUGAGGAUGAACUCUCUGCAAUACUGUAUUUGAUGGAUGUUUCAAAUGAUUUAGUUUCAGCUGUCAAAUUUCUCCUUUGGUUGUCACCAAAGGUGCUUAGUAGUGCCAGUUCUACUAUCCACAGUGGAAGGAACAUCCUCCCACUGCCAAGAAAUGUGGAAAACCAUGCCUGUGAAGUGGGGGAGACAUUUUUAAUAUCAUCCCUGCGAAGGUUUGAGAACAUACUUAUUACAGCAGAUCUUAUUCCAGAAGCCUUAUCAGCUGCAAUGCAUCGUGCUGCUGCAGUUAUGACUGCCAGUGGAAGAGUAUCAGGUUCAGCAGUCUUUGGUUAUGCUCGUUAUUUAUUGAAGAGAUAUGGCAAUGUGGUCAGUGUCAUUGAAUGGGAGAAAAAUUUUAAGGCAACAUGUGAUAAAAGACUGCUUUCAGAACUUGAAUCUGGACGAUCAGUUGAUGGGGAGCUAGGUUUUCCUCUUGGGGUUCCUGCAGGGGUUGAAAAUCUCGAUGACUUUUUCCGCCAAAAGAUUAGUACUGGUGGUCGGUUGUCUAGAGUGGGUAUGAACAUGAGAGAGAUAGUUCAAAGGAACAUAAAUGUUGAGGAUAUCCUUCAUUCUUUUUUUGGAAAAGAAAGAAAGCUCUUUGCAGCUGGGACACAAAAGGUUUCAACCACAGAAAAGUGGGAUGAUGGCUAUCAGAUAGCUCAAAAGAUAAUUUCAGAACUAAUGGACUGCAUUAGGCAGACAGGUGGUGCUGCUCAAGAAGGGGAUCCAUCUUUGGUGUCUUCUGCUAUAUCUGCCAUCAUUGGUAACAUAGGGCCAACUAUAGGAAAAUUGCCCGAUUUUAGGGCGGGCAGUGGCUAUUCAAAUUUUCCAUCUACUACGGAUUCUUUGAACUUUGCUAGACGCAUAUUGCGCAUCCAUUUAAGUUGCCUAUGCCUACUUAAGGAAGCUCUUGGAGAUCGCCAAACCCGUGUAUUUGAGGUAGCCCUUGCAACAGAAGCUUCUUCAGCUCUUGCUACAGUCUUUACCCCAGGAAAGGCAUCCCGAAGUCAAUUUCAGGUAUCUCCUGACUCCCAUGAUUUGAGCACUAACAUGGCUGGUGAAACGUUGAAUAAUUCUACAAAGGCAGCUCUUGGAAGAGUAACAAGAGUUGCAGCUGCUUUGUCUGCACUUGUAGUAGGGGCAAUUGUUCAUGGUGUUACCAGCCUGGAGAGAAUGGUAAGUUUGUGCAGAUUAAAGGAGGGGAUGGACAUAAUUCAGUUCAUACGGAGUAUAAGAUCCAAUUCUAAUGGUAGUGCACGUUCAAUUGGGGCUUUUAAGAUGGAUAGCUUGAUUGAAGUUUAUGUUCAUUGGUUCAGGCUGCUUGUUGGGAAUUGCAGGACUGUUUGUGAUGGAUUGGUUGUGGAACUUGUGGGUGAGCCAUCCAUAGUAGCUCUUUCAAGGAUGCAGAGAAUGCUUCCACUUGGAUUGGUAUUUCCACCUGCAUAUUCAAUAUUUGCCUUCAUUCUAUGGAGGCCAUUCAUUCUCAACUCUAGCCUUGCUAUCCGUGAAGAUAUUAAUCAAUUAUUUCAAUAUUUGACAAUGGCUAUGGGUGAUGCCAUAAAGCAUCUGCCUUUCCGGGAUGUGUGUUUGAGGGAUAGCCAGGGUCUUUACGAUCUUGUAGCUGCAGAUAAUAGUGAUGCUGACUUUGCAGCGAUGCUAGAGUUGAAUGGUUCCGACUUGCAUUUAAAAUCCAGGGCUUUUGUUCCACUACGUGCAAGGCUUUUUCUCAAUGCUAUCAUCGAUUGUAAAAUGCCACACGGUAUGUUAAUGCAGGAUGAUGGAAAUCGGAUCUCUGGGCAUGGUGAAUCCAUUACUCAGUAUGCGGAAGGUGGGACAAAACUUUUAGAUAAGCUUGUACAUGUUUUGGAUAGCCUGCAACCUGCAAAGUUCCAUUGGCAGUGGGUAGAGCUCAGACUUCUUUUGAAUGAACAAGCCCUCGUUGAAAAACUUGAGAGCCCUGAUAUUUCACUAAUGGAUGCCAUACGUUCUUCCUCACCUAGUCCUGAUAGAGCUGCAUCUGAGAAUGAGAACAAUUUUAUUGAGAUAAUACUCACUAGGUUGUUAGUUAGACCUGAUGCCGCACCCCUGUUUUCUGAUGUGGUUCAUCAUUUUGGGAGAUCACUAGAGGAUUCUAUGUUGUUGCAGGCUAAAUGGUUCCUGGCUGGUCUUGACGUUCUCUUUGGACGAAAAACCAUUAGGCAGCGGCUCAUUAACAUUGCUGAAAAUAAAGGUCUUUCAACUAAGGCUCAAUUUUGGAAGCCUUGGGGGUGGUGUAAUUCUGAUUUUGAUUCUGCAACAAACAAGGAAGACAGAAAGAAAUUUGAGAUGAAUUCCCUUGAAGAAGGAGAGGUUGUUGAAGAGGGACUUGAGUCAAAAAGGUCUGGAAAAGGGUCCAAUCAAGCAUGUGAUACAGAAAGUUUCAAUAUCACACAGCAGCAUGUGACGGAGAGGGCUUUCGUUGAAUUACUUCUUCCUUGCAUAGAUCAAAGCUCUGAUGACUCACGCAAUACCUUUGCUAAUGAUUUGAUCAAACAGUUGAGCAACAUUGAGCAACAUCUGAAUGCUGUUACUCGUGGGAUAAAUAAGCAAGCAGGACCAUCUUCUUCUGGAAUUGAAGGUCCAACAAACAAAGGAAAUAACCGCAAGAGUAUUAAGGGCGGAAGUCCUGGAUUGGCUAGACGCACAGCAGUGACGGCUGAUUCUGCACCACCCUCCCCUGCAGCUUUACGAGCUUCUAUGUUAUUGCGAUUGCAAUUACUCCUGAGAUUACUUCCCAUAAUUUGUGCAGAUGGGGAGCCAUCAGGGAGGAACAUGAGGCAAACACUUGCCUCUGUCAUACUUCGUCUUCUUGGAAAUCGAGUUGUUCAUGAGGACGAAGACUUGUCGUUCAAUCCUGCACAAAGUUCUCUGUCCAAGAGGGAGGCAGAAUCUUCAACAGAAGCUGCUUCUGCUGCCAUGGCCGUAUUGUCUGGUGAAAGUCUGUUUGAUCGGUUAUUGUUGGUUCUGCAUGGAUUGUUAAGCAGUUGUCGGCCGAGUUGGCUGCGGAUGAAGUGUUCUUCCAAGGCAGCCAAUGACUUUGCAAAGGACCUUUCUGCAUUUGAUCGUGAAUUAGCAGAGAAUUUGCAGAAUGACUUAGACCGCAUGCAGCUCCCUGACUCAAUUCGAUGGCGUAUCCAAACUGCAAUGCCUGUACUUCUACCUUCUGUCCGGUGCUCUGUUACUUGCCAGCCACCUUCCAUUCCAAAUGCUGCUGUUGCUUCUCUUCAAGCUAGCAUCUCGGUCACUGGGUCUUACUCUGCAUCACAGAGGAACCAGUUUGCUUUGGCACGAACAGUAACCAAUGUACCAGGGAAGUCCAGGCUAUUGCCUUUGCAGGAUUAUGAUUUGGAUAUUGACCCAUGGAUGCUUCUAGAAGAUGGUGCAGGAUCAGGUCUGUCAUCAAGUAACAGUGCCCUGAUUGGCAGUGGUGACAAUGCCAAUCUUCGAGCAUCUAGUUGGCUUAAAGGGGCUGUAAGGGUUAGACGUAAAGACCUCACAUACAUUGGUGCUGUGGACGAUGACAGUUGAAUUAAGUUGACUUCACUAUGGAUUUUUUCUGGAUUAAGCAUGCCCCUCAGCAGGUAAUCUAAUGUUUCAUUUGUUGUCCAUAAUUGGCAUCAAGAUCACUGCCGUUUGCAUGCGUUCUGUCCUUCGACAACAGAGGAGCUGUUGACAGGGAAAUUUUUUUGGGGGGGCAGGGGAGUCCUUGUGAAAAGAUGUGAAGAUGAUGUUUUCACAAAGCCCAUCCAACCUGAUCCCGGGCCUGCUUGACUACUAACCCUUUGAAUUUGAUUACCCCCUAUUUAAGCUGUGCCCUUUGUGCAGUUUAGAGGUUUGUUGUAAAUAUAGAGAUAAUUGUUCAACUUUACCAAUUGGUCUGAGUAAAAAUGUCAAGAAUUGUCUGUA
This is a messenger RNA of Ziziphus jujuba (common jujube), 7812 nucleotides long. Its product is annotated as mediator of RNA polymerase II transcription subunit 12. Gene Ontology annotation, cellular component: mediator complex. The transcript is spliced from 13 exons. Gene Ontology annotation, biological process: regulation of transcription by RNA polymerase II. The record is from RefSeq and is a predicted model, not a curated record. Gene Ontology annotation, molecular function: transcription coregulator activity. Lineage: Eukaryota; Viridiplantae; Streptophyta; Magnoliopsida; Rosales; Rhamnaceae. Bases 598 to 7434 code for a protein of 2278 amino acids.